AUGUAUGUGCCAGGCCCAUGCCCUAACCGUGGUAACGGUUGCCCCCAAGCCGGGACCCACGAUAACACCCAUAUCCAUCUAGGUGGAUUUAUGAGUGAUGAUGGUUUGCCACCUUUCGAGAUCACUGUUUUCAAGAGCGAUCUCACGUCAGACCUUCCAUUUACCCUUACUGCUGACAGCCAAGUUUCUACUGGAUUUUCAUGGCUUUGUUUGGGUAUUUAUACCGAGGAGCAGCGUGCAUCUGUAGCUGGUCGCCAUGAGGAAUUUUACAGGGACCUUUUGACUACUGAUUUCAUGAGGGAUUCUAUGACGAAAGGCAAGGAUGCUUACGGAAUCUCUGUAUCACCAUUUGCUGUUCACUCUGGUGGCGCUGGUGUUGAUAGCAGCAUCCAGAGGGUUUGUGUAGGCAAGAGCGAGGUAUCGAAGGCUACGCUUACGGUUCGUAGCAGUAUCCAAGAGGGAAGCUAUUACGUCCAUUUGGCUUAUGCUUCACCUUUUAGGGAUCGUCCAAUGGUGUGUUUCAAGGAGCUGCUAACUGAUAUGCUCAAAUAUACGGAGCACAUCAGGAACGUCUGCUUCCUUGCUCAUGUUGACCAUGGUAAGACUACCCUUUCCGAUAGCCUUAUUUCAAGCAUCGGUUUGUUUAGUGAGCGUAUGUCGGGAAGGUUACGUUAUUUAGAUAAUCGUGAUGAUGAGCAAAGGCGCAUGAUCACUAUAAAGUCUUCUAGCAUCUCUUUGCUCUAUGCCGCUAAUGACUCUGGUAAUCGGACCAGUUGUAAUAGGCCCUUCAGCGAUCAGCCGUGUAUUAUUAACCUUGUAGAUUGUCCUGGACAUGUAGAUUUUUCGGUAGAGGUGUCUACCGCUGCUAGGUUAUGUGAUGGAGCUCUUCUCAUUGUCGAUGUGGUUGAGGGUAUAUGUCCUCAGACUAAGGCGGUUCUGCGUCAGGCAUGGCGUGAAGGUGUGCGUACCGUUUUGGUUCUUAACAAGAUUGACAAGUUGAUAUUGGACUUGAAUAUGACCCCUGCUGAGGCAUAUACUCGUUUGAGGGAUCUUGUAGACCAGGUCAAUGCGUUAAUGUUUCAACUGUAUAACGAGUACCUGAAUCAAAAUGCUGAUGAUGAUAUCGCGCGUGUGGAUACUAGUACUAAGAAGUGGUUUUUUUGUCCAUCUGAGGGUAAUGUUGUAUGUUGCAGUGCUAUCCAUCGGUGGUGUGUCAACCUCCCUGACUUUGCUCAACACAUUGUGCGUAAACUGAAUGUACCUGCCAAUAAGAGUGCUGGUAUACUAAAAGCUUUGUGGAGUGACAUGUAUUACUGUCCUCGUACAAAGGCAUUAAAACCUGGUCGUGGAUGUGAUAAGCCUAUUUUCGUUCAGUUUGUGCUCGAGCAGAUAUGGCGUGUAUAUGACGCUAUAAUGACGAAUUGGAGCCCUGUAGAGAUUGAAAAAUGUGUGAGAUAUACUGGGGCAGCACUGAGUCCGAGGCAAGUCCAGCUCAUAGGACAGGCGACUCCACCAGCCGGUGACGAACGUGAAGAGUUGUUGACAACAGUGAUGAGUGCAUGGUUACCUAUACCUGCAGGUAUCAUCCGGAUGAUUGUUGAAUGUUUACAUGAUCCCGUUAAGGCGUCAAAGAAGCGCCUAAAGCGUAUAUGUCCUGCUGUUUUGGACUACCCUGCCUACGAGGAGGUUAUCUCCUGCAGUCCUACAGCGCCUACUGUGGUCCACGUGGCAAAGUUCCUGGGAUGUGACCUUAAUAUGAUGCGUUUGACUGGUGACGUAUUACAUGGUGAUGAGCGUGCAGGGGAGUUUGUAGCUUUUGCUCGUAUAUUCAGUGGUUGUCUUAAGGUUGGGAGUCGCCUUUAUAUCUGUGAAAGCCAGAGUUCUGCUGGUGGUGGUAAAUUUGCUGACGUUAUUCCAACGGACGAUACACGUAAAACUGUGUUUGUUCGUCGUAUAAUGAUCUGUAUGGGAGCGGAUUUAAUUGAUGUGGAAACCGGAUGGCCGGGUAACAUAGUUGCACUUUACUUGUCACCACAUGACUUUGAUCCUGCUGAUCCUGGCGCACCAAGUGACAAUUCUCCCAUACGAAGCCACAAUAUGGACCAUGUUAAAGAGGUUAUGGCAUGGAUUUUAUCACUUGGCGAUCCUCAUCGACAGAAGGUGAAGAACAUGGGCGAUGCGUAUAACAAUCGUGGUCGAUUUACAAGGCAGGGUAAACUGUGUAGUGUGGACCGACACCUGACUUUGAGUAGUGACCCUGCGUUUCCAGGUUUCCCACCGCUGAAUCUUGAGUUUAACAACCCUAUCAUUCGGGUAUCUGUGGAGCCACAGAAUGUCAAGCAUACUAACGAGUUCCUUACUGGUUUAGCAUAUUUGUAUAUAUCGGACCCUGCUAUCGUGCUUGAUGUUUUGCGUUCUGGUGAGUAUGUUUUAGCAUGUUGUGGCGAGAUCCACUUGGAGCGUUGUGUGAACGACCUUGCUAACCUUUAUGCUAAGGUCCCUAUAAACGUUUCUAAACCGCGUGUAUCUGUUCGUGAGGGUGUUGUUAAUUUACAUCCUAUCGACAGCAGUGCUGUUGCUUAUUCUCGAGUUUUUAACAAGAUGGUGAACUUUCCCCCCUGGCAGAAUAACGCUACCGAAGAGCAGCCUACAAAUACGGAUCCCCUAGCUGACAUGAAGUCUGUAGCCCCAAUUAAAGGGAUGUACGGUGUCUACGUGACUACAUCUGCUCUGAAGAACGGCACUGAGUAUACGCUUACUGCUGCUGGCGACGUUGUUUUGUUAGUCCGUGCGGUCCAAAUGCCCCCGGAAUUACUGGAUUACAUGGAUCAGAACAACGAUGAUAUCAAGCGUGCCAUAUACGGCGGCAUGCCACAGCCGCAUAUCGCUGCAGGAUCAGCUGAGGAACGUUUGAGUUCUUACUUUGAGAAAUUGGAGAGUGAUGUGUUGUCCAUAUGGAAGUCCAGUACUGGUCAGCGUGUGUCUAAGGUUGAUAUAGGUCACCUUUGGGCCAUCAGUGCUAAUCGUGGUAGUCGUGCUAUGCUUUUCUAUAACGAUAACCAUGGUUUACAAAUUUUAGAAACCUCGGACCACGAUGGUAAGGUUAUUUCGCCGACAUCUCACAAAUUGGUGAGACCAUUACCAUUACACUGGCGAUUUCGUGACACUUAUCAGCCAGAAGAGGUUAACUCUAUCGAGUGUUCCAAUCUUGUGUCUGCUGUAGUAUCAGGUUUUGAGAUCGCAUCGCAGUUUGGUCCUUGUACUGAGGAGCCUUUGCGUGGUGUUAUUUUUGUGAUUGAGGGUAUUCACACCGUUGUUGUACCGUCAUCUGAGCCUAAGCAGGAUAGUGUUACCCAUUCAAGGUCUUCUCAUGACCCUCGUACAUCAUCAGGGUUACCAUGGCGUAUCCGUGAAGAUUAUGUGGAUUCUGACAACUUUUCUGAUGAAGUUUUGCAUGAUGUCCCUGAGGAUGUAUUAUCUGAAUCUUAUUUCGAUAACAACGGUGAAUUGAAAGGUACCCUGCGCAUAGGUAGUAAUGUGGAUUUUGCUGCAAACGAGGCUACUACAUGUGACUCUGGUACCGAUGAUCCUCCUGAUAUAUCAUCGCAACUAAGUGACGUUUUGACAUUUCAGUCUUCACGUAAAUCGUCAACCGGUGCUUCUAGUACUGGUAAUAUAAUUUCUGCUAUGCGUAAUCUUUGUCGGAAGGCGGUAAUGCAGCGUGGUCGUAUCCGUAUUUACGAGGUUCUUUUACGACUGGAGGUGCAAUGUGACCAAUGUGUGUUGGGGAAGAUUUACAGUGUGCUUCAGAAGCGUCGUACUCAGAUCGUAGCUGAGAAUGUGCGAAACGGCACCAAUACUUUUAUGAUAGAAGGUUUGAUUCCUGCUUCGGAAUCUUUUGGUCUUGCGCAAGACCUUCGUUCUAAGGCAUCUGGUGGUGUUAUUUUCCAUAUGCAGUAUAGUCAUUGGGAGAUGAACCCUGAUGACCCCUUUCCUGAGGCAUCUAUGACCGAUGAGGAAUUUGAAGAUGCUGGAUUUAACAUGGGUGCCGUGAUACAGACUAACGUGCCACGUAAGAUCAUCAACUACAUUAGGAAGAUGAAGGUUUGUUCUAUAUUUAUAUUUGUUUCCACUUUCACGCAGGGUCUACCUACUGAAGAGAAGGUGGUAGCUUCUGCGGAGAAGCAGCGCACUCUAUCGACUAAGAAGUGA
Babesia sp. Xinjiang is the source of this 4212-nucleotide messenger RNA. It is a transcript of the gene ria1, whose product is annotated as Ribosome assembly protein 1. NCBI's taxonomy places the organism in Eukaryota, Apicomplexa, Aconoidasida, Piroplasmida, Babesiidae. Gene Ontology annotation, cellular component: ribonucleoprotein complex; cytosol. Gene Ontology annotation, biological process: cytosolic ribosome assembly. Gene Ontology annotation, molecular function: ribosome binding; GTP binding; GTPase activity. The transcript has 8 exons. Bases 1 to 4212 code for a protein of 1403 amino acids. The record is from RefSeq and is a predicted model, not a curated record.